UUUCAGAUAACAACAAAUUAACAACGUUACGCAAAUAAUACUUCGUUUGGAAAUAAUUAAAUUUUAAAUGAAAUGAACGAAAACCAGACGAUUUCCGAAAAAGAGCUUUUGGACGCAAUAAAAAACCUUUUGAGAAAGAACGGUCAGCUGAAUAAAUUUCAAGCAGAGAUGCGAGCAAAAGUUACAGAAAUUCUCCAACAGAGACAAAUGUCAUUAAGCCCUGGAUUCAAAAGUUUGGGUGCACCGAAGGCGAGCGACGAAGUUUUGCUAGUCAAUGAGCUUGUUAAGGAAUACUUGGAGUGGAAUGGGUACCUCUACACCGCCUCCGUGAUGACUUCAGAGGCAGCUAUGCCGAGUGUAAAGAGGACAAGGAUGGAACUAUGUGCAGACGUCGGUGUUAAGGAUGAUGAAAAGUCAUCAACAUUACCUUUGCUAUCCAAUAUAGUUGCUGCGUACACGGAACGAAUUAAACGUAAAAUUAAUAGAAUCAGAAAGGACAACCACUGAAUGAACACCAACGUGCAAUAAAUUAUGUAAUCGUCGAAUAUGAAAUUGAAAAUUUUACUCUAGAAUUUUUUCUAUCGCCUGACACUUGUUUUAUAUUAAAUUUUUAAAAUUAAUAUUCUUGGAAUACUUUAGGUUCAUAUUAUAAAACGUGUUACCCAACCUUCUUUGUUCUCUGAUGAAGUAAUUAACUUUUUUCACAUUUUUUAACUAAAAUUUAUGUGUCUAUUGUUUUUAAAAUCAUACAUAACAUAAUAGUAUUAUUUCAAGAUCUCGUGCUACGAGAACAUCUUAGACUUUAUUUUUCUUGAUUUGUAUCAACAAAACGUUUUAUUUAUUCAAGAAUAUCAAAGUCAAGAAACUUGGAUGUUACUUCGAAGAAUAACAAGGCGCAGACUUUAAAAAAAUAUUAUUUUUAUCCAUAAAACGAUCUAAGACCGUACUAUAGAUAACUUUGAAAAAGUUAAUUUUACAUCGAAAUUUAGAUUUACAUAUUCCAUCG
Molecule: messenger RNA, 1006 nt
Organism: Nymphalis io (European peacock)
Lineage: Eukaryota; Metazoa; Arthropoda; Insecta; Lepidoptera; Nymphalidae
Product: centrosomal protein 20
Exons: 2
Coding region: 73-507 (144 amino acids)
Biological process (GO): cilium assembly; microtubule anchoring
Cellular component (GO): ciliary basal body; motile cilium; centrosome
Molecular function (GO): protein binding
Source: RefSeq, a predicted model, not a curated record